AUGAAUUUCGCCGUCAUUGUUCUAAUAUUCACAGCUGUUACUGCAGUACCCGACUGCUACUUGCCGUUCUUAUCGGCGACGGACUCCUGUAAAUCGGAAAAUGAUUGUAGUUCAGGAGCUUGUGUCUACAGUAUCAACCGCUUGCAACGAGUAUGCUGUGAGCCCAAGGCAGGGGCUGUACAACCGCUUUGUCCGUCGGGCAAGCCGUCAGCUGUACCACUGCUGUGCGAUCCCAACAGUGAAGCCGAUGGCUGUCCAGAUGGCUAUGAAUGCCGGGAGAGUACCACAGAGUUUGAGAAGAACGGUGGAGAGCCCAAUUACCUUUGCUGCCGCUAA
Messenger RNA from Ostertagia ostertagi, 336 nucleotides. Lineage: Eukaryota; Metazoa; Nematoda; Chromadorea; Rhabditida; Trichostrongylidae. The record is from the annotation of a GenBank genome assembly.